CCGAGACUCCGAGAUUGCCGAUGCUGCAGGCCGCGCGCCAGGCGCUUCGCCGACCUCACUUUGCAUUUCGCUCCGCCUUGCGCAGUACCCGCCUACUUAGCACCAUGUCGACGACCCAGUGGUUCAGCGAGACCGAGGCCAUGUGGCCCGGCCAGAAGUUCUGCCUCGCGCAGGAAGAAGUCCUCUUCCACGGCAAGUCGGACUUCCAGGACGUCCUUGUCUUCAAGAGCCAGACGUACGGCAACGUGCUCGUGCUCGACGGCGUGAUCCAGGUCACGGAGCGCGACGAGUUCUCGUACCAGGAGAUGAUCUCGCACCUCCCGCUCUACUCGCACGCCAACCCCAAGUCGGUGCUCAUUGUCGGCGGCGGUGACGGCGGUGUCCUCCGCGAAGUCGCCAAGCACCCGAGCGUCGAGAAGAUUGUUAUGUGCGAGAUCGACCCGAUGGUCUGCGACGUCUCCAAGCAGUUCUUUGCCAACUCGCUCGCGACGACGUUCAACGACCCGCGCCUCACGCUCAUGCACGACGACGCGGCCGCGUACCUCCGCAACGGCCAGUGCGGCAAGUACGAUGUCAUCAUCGUCGACUCGUCGGAUCCGGUCGGCCCCGCCGAGGUGCUCUUCCGCUCGGAGUUUUACGAGAACAUGAAGAACGCGCUCAACCCGAACGGCAUUGUGUGCACUCAGGGCGAGUGCCUCUGGCUCCACAUCGACUUGAUCGCGGACGUGCUUGGCCGCGUCGGCCAGUUCUUCCCGACGGUCCAGUACGCCUACACCACGAUCCCGACCUACCCGUCGGGCCAGAUCGGCUUUGUGCUCUGCUCGCUCGACGAGUCGCCCAACGCGCUCAACAAGCCCAAGCGCAUCGUCGACGAAAAGACGGCGGCGAACCUCCGCUACUACAACUCCAAGAUCCACGAGGCCGCGUUCGUGCUGCCGUCGUUCGCCGAGAAGAAGAUCGCGCCGGUCCGCAAGACCACCGUCUAACACCCGCCACAUUUUGACCAAAUUUUAAAUUUAACAAAUGUGUAUAUAGACCAACUGCAAUAUUGUCACGAGCACAUCGACUACACAAAGUGGAGAACGGUGUCGCUGCCCGACGCAGACCUACACACAGUCGCCUUGUUGCGAUAACGAGACGAAGCACCGUGCUGCUGCGGAACAGGUUGAGUCGACUGCUUCCUACGUGGUCAGUGAUCUAUUCGGCGUAAGGCGAUGCCCACGGCAGCCAAGAGCCCUGAUUGACCGCAUGGUCCACGUAACCCUUGAUUAGGACCAACGCGCCACACGUCGACGCGACAAGGCGAGCCAACGCUAUCAACGUCAUACGAGCUUGUCAUUUUGGUGUCGACACUGACGAGUACUUGCAUGCACCGCGCUUCUAGUUACAGCAGGGAACCCGAGUCGAUGCGGUGGUUGCACGAGGAACGGAC
Messenger RNA from Saprolegnia diclina VS20, 1432 nucleotides. RefSeq names its product spermidine synthase. Gene Ontology annotation, molecular function: spermidine synthase activity. Gene Ontology annotation, biological process: spermidine biosynthetic process. The record is from RefSeq and is a predicted model, not a curated record. Bases 21 to 986 code for a protein of 321 amino acids. NCBI's taxonomy places the organism in Eukaryota, Oomycota, Saprolegniomycetes, Saprolegniales, Saprolegniaceae. Gene Ontology annotation, cellular component: cytosol. The transcript has 2 exons.